Messenger RNA from Cylindrotheca closterium, 1296 nucleotides. NCBI's taxonomy places the organism in Eukaryota, Bacillariophyta, Bacillariophyceae, Bacillariales, Bacillariaceae. The record is from the annotation of a GenBank genome assembly.
AUGGUUCAGUUUGGAUUCCAUGACAUCCAUGGCAAGCUGGUUCGCAAGUACGAUGCCAGUGAAGACCUUUCCCUUUCUAGCGAAAUAAAUGCAAUCAAGGUCUACGGUCGAAUUGAUUUCACCUUGAAUAGCUACAAACAAUUCACAUCGAUGCUGAGAAGAUCUUCCAAUAAGUUCAACAAAAUUACUCUAGCAGACAUCCCGGAGGAUCAGUCGCCUGAAUUUCUGGCAUUCUUGGUGCUCAUUUCCAACAAAGCCAAAAGUCUAGAGUUCACAGGCAACUGCCAGCUUACAAGGUACUCAACUACCUGUUUGAUGUCCACCUUGCUUCAAUGGAACGGGAUUCAAGAACUGGUACUCGAUGGACAGAUUCCAAUGACCACUGCCAAAGCGAAGUUACUAUUCGAAGGAGUGGCUUCUUCUCCAUGCCUGGAGGUUCUAAGCUUGCACCCGCAGUUUGAUGACCAACAAGUUGCUGGUGAUCUUUUGAUUCGUGCAUUGAGUCAAAAUCGUAGCUUGGAGCGCCUUGAUAUGACCCUUCUACCUUCUGUGGAACGCCCGGAAGUCAUGAAGGAUGUUCUUUGCUAUAGCGACGACUGUGAACUCGAGGGGUUGGGGAUUUAUGGAUGUCAGGUGGUGGUGGGGUCCACAUCCUCAUUGUUCACGGACUCGUCAUCGUCGUCGGUGAAUCAAAAUAGCACCGUAACAGAAUUGACGCUGUAUGAUAUGCCCUUUGAGCGGAUCAAGGACAUUUUGGGAUUCUUCGAGGCUCUUGUUGACUUGGAUUUGUCUGAGAACGAGGAUUUCAUCGCUAGCCUGGAGUUUUUGGACCAUUUGGUUCUCGAUGAGAACUCCACAUUGGAGCAUCUUGACGUCCAUGGUAACGAUAUUGGGGUGGAAGAAAUGACAACUUUUGUCAGCAAACUAUCCCGCAUGAAUACUCUAAAAAGUUUGAAAAUCGGGUCUAAUCCGUGGGAAGAUUUAGGAUCAGCAGAAUCAGUCAAUCAUGCGCUGAUUGCUGCCAUCCAGGAGAACACAAGCCUCGAGCACAUUGAUAUAGACUCAAUUGUGCAUGAUAUUUUGAGGAGAAAUCGGGGUGGGCGACGAGUCUUUAUGCCUGAAAUUUCCGUAUCUUUUCAACCCAAUCUUUGGCCUCGAAUUCUUGAAAGGGCCUCGACGAUAAAGUAUUACAGCUGUGGCGACAGCUGGGGAUAUCCAUCUGACACAUUACCAAGAGCAGAUAAUGUCUUUUGGAUGAUGAAACGAAUGGUUCCAGAACUCUGCAAGUUUGACUGA